AUGGACGACAAGAGCAAAGGAGAUCCAGAAGCCAUAGAAAGACAAGAAUCUGCGGAAGGCUCAUGCUUUACUGAGACAGUCAGCGGCAAGUGGAAAAAACGAAAGAAGAGAUCCAAUCCUUGGCUAUCGAUGAAACAAUCGUACCAAUUUGGUAGGGUCAACCUGGUGAACCGGCAAGCGCCAUCAGUUCCUAAACUCGAGCUCGUCUCUAGACCAGCAUAUGCGAUUAGCGAGGAACCAACGACCGAGCUGUAG
Necator americanus (New World hookworm) is the source of this 255-nucleotide messenger RNA. RefSeq lists its product as uncharacterized. The transcript has a single exon. Bases 1 to 255 code for a protein of 84 amino acids. The record is from RefSeq and is a predicted model, not a curated record. Lineage: Eukaryota; Metazoa; Nematoda; Chromadorea; Rhabditida; Ancylostomatidae.